Colletotrichum orchidophilum is the source of this 2037-nucleotide messenger RNA. Its product is annotated as cyclin. Gene Ontology annotation, biological process: regulation of cyclin-dependent protein serine/threonine kinase activity. Gene Ontology annotation, cellular component: nucleus; cyclin-dependent protein kinase holoenzyme complex. NCBI's taxonomy places the organism in Eukaryota, Fungi, Ascomycota, Sordariomycetes, Glomerellales, Glomerellaceae. Bases 1 to 2037 code for a protein of 678 amino acids. Gene Ontology annotation, molecular function: cyclin-dependent protein serine/threonine kinase regulator activity; protein kinase binding. The record is from RefSeq and is a predicted model, not a curated record. The transcript has 3 exons.
AUGUGUUCGACUGCCGCACCUUUACCCUUCUACAACCUCCCUCUGUCUCCUGCACACCCCUCGUCGUGCAGACAGAGCUACUCUCAACAAACCUCAUACUCAGUCGCUCACUUCCAAAAGGACUCUAGGUUCGAUUUCGGGGCAGGAGCUUCUCUGCACCGGGGCGGGCUUCGCACGCCGCCAACCGACGCCAUGAGUGCUACUUACCAUACCCCUCACCUCAUCCCCUACGACAGCCAUGUUCAUUCCUCAUACCCUGCCUCUGUUGCUCAGGCACGGGGACCCACGGCUGUCAUGGCCGAGGCUGCGAGAGCCCCUCAAUACCCUCGAUACCCACAACCCGCCAACACAUAUUCCCAGUCCCAACAACCGGUAACGAAUCCGGCUUCGGGCACAAGCCAGUAUUCCACCACAUCUCGACACUCGACUCGCCCGUCAACGCCAACAUCAGGCGCCAUUGGCAAGCCAGACAGCACUUCGGCACGGAAGGGCUCUUCGGCGCUUGUUCUGCACAGCUUGUCGAUACCGAGUUGUAUCAAUCCCAAGGGUGGUAACCUGGCCGACUUCGCAGCACAGAUUACGUGCCUCUUCUGGUUCGAGUCUAUGGAUACCCUGCGAGUCGCCGAGAAUAUUCGUUCCCGUCCGUCAACCGCCACUAUACCUCGUCUCACCGAGUAUGCGACUCCCUUCCCUCAAUUUAAGAAGUGGGCCUACAGCGUGCUCUCGACGACCCAGGUCACGCAGAAUGUCAUCCUGCUGGCACUGCUAUUCGUAUAUCGAUUGAAGACGACAAAUCCCUCCGUCAAGGGUCGGUCAGGUAGCGAGUACCGUCUCUUGACGGUUGCUCUCAUGCUGGGAAACAAGUGCUCAGUCUUGGACGAUAACACCUACACUAAUAAGACCUGGGCUGAAGUCUCCGGCAUUACCGUUCAGGAGAUUCACGUUAUGGAGGUUGAGUUUCUUAGCAACAUGCGCUACAGCCUGCUAGCUACCAAGGCGGAAUGGGAGGAUUGGCUUGUUAAGCUGUCCUGCUUCUCGGAAUACUAUGAACGGGCCCAGAAGCAACCGACUUCGCCCUUGAACAAGUCUUUCACCUCGCCGGUCCCCUCGCCCACCGCGGCCGCGCAGCCCGUUGUCGCGUUCCCGCCUCUCACGCCUUCUACCACAAACGUCUAUUCGCCGAGCACCAAUGUACAGAGCAAUCAACAGGCCUGGCCCUCGACAUACCACAACCAGCAAGUGUCACCACUUUCUGGCAAGCACAUUCCGGUCAUGAAUAUGAACGGUCGGAAGCGAAGCUCGGAAGAGGAUGUGGCGGAACCCCCAGCGAAGCGACUUAGCAGGCAGCCCAGCGCGAUACCCUCUGCCGUCAGACCUGUGAUGGCCAGCGAGCAACCCAUGCGUCUCCCGGUACCUAACCUGACGCUGAACACCAACCCCGCACCAUCACAGACACAGAUGUAUCCGGCCACGACUACCUAUUCGACGCAGCAACACGUCUCGUUGCCGCCUUUGAGUAAUGGCGUUCGCGCCAUGGCGACAGUGUUCAACCCCGCCACAACCGUCUCGAUUCCCCAGCUCCCCAUGCCAGCCACGACCUCGAUGCCGCAAUCCUCGCUUACGCCCUCGAAUGUCCCGAUGCACCCCAACAUGGGAUACGGCACCCCGACGAAGAGACAUAGCCCAGGUAGCCUCUCUGUGUAUGCGUCAUCGCCCCUCGGCGAGCAAUUCCCGACAUCUGUCAUGCACACUCCCAUCUCGCACACGCCCAUGUCGCACUCGCCAAGUGUCUAUCUUCAACAACGACCCAGCCCGUAUAAGCCUAUUCGCCACGUCAACACGCUGCUCUAUCCUCCACCAUCGGCUUCUCUGAACGAAUACCAUUUGCCCACGACGCAGAUGCACUAUCAACCUCUAGGGCGACGCAAUGAUCUGCGAACCGGCGUGGUCCCUGAGUUCAUGCAUGCACCGUACAGGAUGAGCGCUCACAUACCGCAAAUGCCCCACGGUCUGCCACAAGGACCGUUCCCAAACUAG